This is a messenger RNA of Salarias fasciatus (jewelled blenny), 1146 nucleotides long. RefSeq names its product 5-hydroxytryptamine receptor 1E (gene htr1e). Gene Ontology annotation, molecular function: G protein-coupled receptor activity. Gene Ontology annotation, biological process: positive regulation of MAPK cascade; adenylate cyclase-activating adrenergic receptor signaling pathway. The coding region runs from base 1 to 1137 and encodes 378 amino acids. Lineage: Eukaryota; Metazoa; Chordata; Actinopteri; Blenniiformes; Blenniidae. Gene Ontology annotation, cellular component: plasma membrane. The record is from RefSeq and is a predicted model, not a curated record. The transcript has a single exon.
AUGGAGGGCUACGCACGGGGGGCCACCGCAGGACCCAACUCCACCAACUGCACCGGCCCGCCCGGCACCGUCCUGCGGGCGGUCCGGCCCAGCGACAGCAUGGCGGCGCUGGUGGUCCUCCUCGGCCUGGUCACCCUCCUCACCGCACUCGUCAACGGCGCCGUGAUCCUCGCCAUCUGCACCACCAGGAAGCUCCACGUGCCCGCCAACUACCUCAUCUGCUCGCUGGCCGUCACCGACCUGCUGGUGGCGCUGCUGGUCAUGCCCCUCAGCAUCCUGUACAUCAGCACGGGGGCGUGGACGCUGGGCGCGGCGGUGUGCGAGGCGUGGCUCAGCCUGGACAUGACCUGCUGCACCUCCUCCAUCCUGCACCUGUGCGUCAUCGCGCUGGACCGCUACUGGGCCAUCACCAAGGCCGUGGAGUACGCCUGCCGGCGCUCGCCGCGCCACGCCGCCGCCAUGGUGGGCGCGGUGUGGGUCAUCUCGGUCUUCAUAUCCGUGCCUCCCCUGUUCUGGAGGCAGCGGGCCCGGGGCGGCGGCAGCCCCCACCACUGCGCCAUCGAGCACGACCACCUGGGCUACACCAUCUACUCCACCUUCGGGGCGUUCUACAUCCCGCUCAUGGUCAUUCUCAUGCUGUACUACCGGAUUUACAACGCCGCCAAGAUGCUGUACCAGAAGCGCGGCUCGUCUCGCCACCUCAGCAACCGCAGCGUCGGCAGCCAGAACUCCAUGGACCAGUGCCGGGUCUCCCACGCGUUCUGCGUCUCGGACUCAUCCAGGUCGGACCGCGCGCCGGGCUCCGACACGCUGACCGCGGCCGUCCGCGUCCCCGGCUCGGAGACGGACGCGACGGACGGGCAGGACGACAAGAACCAGAUCGUGUCGUCCCGGGAGAGGAAGGCGGCCCGGAUCCUGGGCCUGAUCCUGGGGGCCUUCACCGCCUGCUGGCUGCCGUUCUUCCUGAAGGAGCUGCUGGCGGGCCUGCGGGUGCUGCAGCCGUCGCGGUCCGUCUCGGACCUCCUCACCUGGCUGGGCUACGUCAACUCCCUCAUCAACCCGCUGCUCUACACCAGCUUCAACGACGACUUCAAGGCGGCCUUCAAGAAGCUGCUCCGCAGGAAGGAGCACUCGUAGGACGGAUCA